Molecule: messenger RNA, 3971 nt
Organism: Harmonia axyridis
Lineage: Eukaryota; Metazoa; Arthropoda; Insecta; Coleoptera; Coccinellidae
Gene: dlp
Product: glypican-6
Exons: 5
Coding region: 227-2002 (591 amino acids)
Biological process (GO): regulation of protein localization to membrane; cell migration; regulation of signal transduction
Cellular component (GO): synapse; extracellular region; cell surface
Source: RefSeq, a predicted model, not a curated record
CCAAACUUCAUUGACCGUCGAACCGGCUUGAACUGUGUGAGAGAUCCUGUAAUCCGGUGCAAGUUCUCGAUACGUGAACGUAAUGUGAGAAAAUCUGUGGACGGGUCGAGUUCGGUGGCAUAGAAGUGCCUUUUUGAGUCAUAGAAGUAAUGAGUAUUAGUGAAUGAAACUAUAGAGAUUCAGUAUUAGAUACGUGUGCAGAUAUUUUCCCUCGUAAUUAGUAAUUAUGGCUGUGAUCUUCGGAACAAAAUCGGUUAAACGUCAAAUGCAGGGUAUUAUUUUGUUUUGGGUGCUAUUCGGAGUUGAAUUCGCGAAUUCCAACCCGGCGGGAUGCGAUAAGGUGGCUAAGGAAUUGGAACAGAGAGGAUUAUUUACAGGAUCUGCACCUAGACCUGAAACAGGUCCAAUAUGCGGCGCAGACUCUUGCUGCGGGGAAGCGGUUGAGAACAAUCUGAAGCAAUACAAUCGGUUGUAUCUUGAUAAAUAUUUGAGGGGAUCGAUCAAUAAAGUGUCAUCUUUGAUAGAGACGAGAGCUAAGAAGUUUGAUGAAUUUUUCAAGGAAAUGAUGACCAACUCAAAGAGGGAGUUCCACGACAUGUUCGAGCGCACCUACGGCAAGAUCUACCUUCAGAACGCGGACGUGUUCAGCGACUUCUUCAGCGAGCUGGAGACCUACUACAAGAAAGGCACGGUCCGGCUGUCGGAGACGAUGGACAACUUCUUCGUGAUCCUCUACCAGCGCAUGUUCACCGUGAUCAACAGCCAGUACGAUCUGGACGACAAGUACCUUGAGUGCGUCUCAGAGCACAUGGUGGAGAUGAAGCCCUUCGGUGACAUACCACACAAACUAGGGGUGCAGUUAAGGAGGUCGUUUGUGGCUACUAGGACCUUCUACAAGUCGCUGGUGCAGGGCGCAGUCAUAGCGGAGAAUCUCAGGGAGAUUGCGUUGGACGACGAGUGCGCCACUGAGCUCACCAAGAUGCAGCACUGCGGUGUUUGCAACUCGCUGAGUGUGAAUCCUUGCGCGGAGUAUUGCACCAGCACAUUGGAGAACUGCCUGAGGUACCAUACCAGCUUUAGCAAAGACUGGGACAAGUACAUAGACGGGCUUGACAAGGUAGCCGAACGGCUUUUGGGACCCUUCAACAUAGAAGGAGUCGUGGAGCCCCUCAACAUCAAGAUCUCCGAGGCCAUCAUGAACUUCCAGGAGAGUGGCGCCGACGUGUCCAAAAAACUCUUCGCGCUCUGUGGGACACCGGUCCUGGAAAGGAGGAAGAGGAAAGCGGAUACAGCUGAUACGCCACUGGUCGAAAAUCCAAACUUCGAGCUGAACUACGGCCCGAUGAAGAGCCCGACUGGCGGCAAGAGGAAACACAAGAAGACGGAGAAGAUGGACAACACGCCGUCUUUGAAGAAACUUAUCAUGGAUAUCAAGACGAAAAUAAGGGAAACCAGGCAGUUCUGGAUGCAUCUACCCUACCAGUACUGCAACAACGAGUCCAUAGCUUCACCACCCAGUGCCAACGGACAAUGCUGGAAUGGAACAGCCAUAGGAAACUACGAAAAGUCGCCACCCAAGGCUAGUCAAUUCCAGUCGCCCAUAAUAAACGAGCAGAAUUUCACUCUUCAAGUGUUCUUCGACAAGCUUAGGAAGGCACAUCAAGGCGAAGAAGUGGAACUGAUAGACGAUUCUGAGGAACCCUUAGCAGGCAGUGGUUCCGGUUCAGGUGAUCACAUCGACGAAGAAGAAGAAGAAGAAAUAACGCCACAAGUGAAAGUUGACGAGAACACCAGCAACGAAGACGUGGUACCACAUGAAGGUGGUGGUUCUUCGGCAGGCGUACCACCCACGACGACGUCUAAAAAACCGGAAGUGGUUCGAACCAAGGAUGGUUCUUCAGACGGUAGUUCUAACACCAUGUCUCUUACGAGAGCCUUACUUCAGUACUUUAUACCGAUCAUUCUUGUUUGGUUCGGCGGUACCCUUACAGAUUUGCUGUGAUAUCUUAGUGUGUGCUACGGACCCAAAUUAUAAAUUGACUCGAAUUGAUUUCAGUUGGAGAACAAACCAAAAAUAGACUGAAGAAUGUGCGUGGGGCAUUUAGGAUGUUUAGCUGUUCGAUUUGGUAAUUUGUACCAAAUUGGUUUUGGAAUUGGCUACGUUUAGGUGAUCGGUUAACAUUCGUAAAUUAAAAGCCUGGUUACGAUUACUGAAAAUCUUUUUCUUGGCUGUGCUGUCGCUAUUGGAGUUUGUUGAUUCAAACUCAAGGAUAGAUUCCGAUUUGAAAAGGCGUUUAAACAAACACGAGACAAUGAUAUUGCUUAAAAUUUGAAAAAUAUUAAUUUUCUCAUAAUCCCGCCAUCGAUUCUGAUGAACACAGCUAAUUCCGAAACUAUAGGAGAAUAAUUCUGGAAAAUUCCUAGUCAUUUUAUACGUAACCUAUCAAGUAGAGCAGUGAAGUGUUCGAAAUUUCCCAUCAACAUUUAGACGCAUUUAUUUUUACUAGCGGAUAAAAUAAUUUAUAAGCUUUUCGAAAGAUCUGUUUUCGAUGUUGAGAGCUACAGAUGAAGUAAGUGCCAUAUAUUUUUGUAGAGAAAUCGAGCUUCUGAAAUUUAUUAUAGGGAAAUAUCGAGGUAAAAUAGUAGAAUAUGAAGGCUUGAGAGUGAAAAUAGGAAAUUUAAAGACUAUAGAGUUUGAAAAUUUCGGGUUUUCUAAUUGUAUUUAACCGUUUUUUUUAACAUUUCAUCUAGAAGCAUCUUCAAAGAUUUCACAGUGGAAGAUUACUUCUCGAUAUAUAUUUCUCCAAACUGGAUGGGCUCAUCCUGUACUUUCCCCAAUUGGUGGAGUGGUUCACCCACUCCACUUCGGCUGGUUUAGUUGGAACGAAAAUCCUCUUGAGAUGCUUACUACAGUUUGAGGCGAACAUUUAGACCUCGGCAAGAAAUCCCGAAGUUUUCCAACUUUGUUGAUAUUGAGGACUAUAUUUUAUACAAGAGCAUUUUUCUUCACUGCCUUCAUUCUUGUACAUUCCACAGUAAGGCAUUUUGGUACUUCAGGACAGAUAUGAUCAUAUCUAUCCAUCUUUUACUGUGAAAAAAAAAUGUAUCGUUAUUAUUGUUUUUGGGAAAAAUUAGUAGUUAGAAAAAACUCAUGACUUCACUUUGAGGCUGCUCGAUGCUAUAAGAAUCUCAUAGUUUGGACUUAUUUUCUAAAUAGUUAAAAAGCAGAAUUUGACAUAAACGUAAAGAUAUAAUCGGGAUGUGACUUCAAACGAAUGUUUUCCUGAAGGGAAAUAUUUGACUUUACAAAUAAAUUUGAAAUACAUUUAUGAAUUCGAGUGAUUCCAACGAAUACGGAUUCGCAUGUGUAAUAUCAGUUAUACGAUUACUAUAAGACAUUAAAUUUAUUAAAAAUAUGUUUGAUAGAAUUAGCUAAACUUUUGCUUAUUUUAUUUGGGAUAGUGAUGUUAUUAUACUUAUACAGUGUUUAUAUUUAUUUAUGCAUAAGUUUAUUUGUGAUAAAUUUGAAUGUUUAAUUAUAGUUUUAUGGUGCUUUGUAUCUAGACAUAAAUUCAUUAUCGGUGUUGAGAGCUUUGUUUAUAUCUAAUUAUCAUUUAAUAUUAAACCUAAGCAUCUUGCUUAAUAUUCUACGAAGCUCUCACACUGUAAUUGAAGAGAUUCAAAAACAUAAAUUUAGCAUAUUCGAUUAUAAAAUUUCCAAAAUUUGUGUGAAUUUGUUAUUGUAUAUAUUGUAAUUAAUUUUUUUUUGCUACACAAUUUCUUCUUCAGUUUAAUGGAAGAGUGCAGCCGAUUACAUAAGACUAUAUUCCAUAUAAUUUAUUCUUUGGAAUGAAUUGUUUUCAGAGGUGGGAUUGAUAUAAUUCAUGAUUAUCAAAGCUGUAUAUUUUGUAAAUAUCAUAACGUACUGACUUAUAAACCAUCAAUGUAAAAUAAAACAUAAGAAAUAAAAA